AUGGAUCCGAACGCGGGUCUUCAAGUAGCGCAGGUCAACAGUCCAAACACAGGUGAAUCUUUUGUUUCUGGAUACGAUCAUACCCACCGUGGCACCAACUUCUUGAACACUCCAAGCUAUAGCAUGGUCUCGACCAACAGCCCAGUGUUGACCAUGGGUCAUCUCGUCCAAACCACUCCAGUGGUCGGUAAAUCCACCUGCGUCAAUGACUCUUCAAUCUUCGCUCAUCCGAGCUCUGAUACAAAAUUUUCUAUGGGAGCGCCGGGUAAGGUCAAAUCAGAAAACGGUUACACGUACCGCAGUGCCAGACGAAAUCUCCGCGACAUGUCGUUUGGUCAGUUCUCAAGUCCUGGCACCAGUUACCCCAGCACGAAUCACAGCUCGCCAGUCAACCAAUUCUACGACUACCAGGAUUCCCCUCACCAUUCUGGUGACGUCACAGAGUACUCACACAACUACGAUCCGUCUUUUUAUUACAACAAAUACUACGACAAUGUGAACAGUUAUGACAGCUCUUUUGAAAGCGGGACCGGGAGCGAGGCUUUCUCAAGCCCUGCCGACGAAUCAGCAUCCUCCACCUACGACCAACUUUCAUACCCAUGCUUCGAUUAUACCAGAACAAUCCCCACAGACGACAAAUCCCAGAUUGGAAUCACCAACGCGACAAGUCCCGGGAACAAAAGCACCACCGAGCACAUGUUCAACGAAUCUUGGAGUAUCCCAAGCUCCGUGGAGGAUUCUGGAAACGGUGCCACUUUAGCGAAAUCCGAAACGUCGAGCGGAACGGAGAAUUCGGUCAACGAAGACGAAACAUCAGAUGAAGAUGGCGGAAUUUUAAUCGGAACUCCGGUGCUGUAUUCGGAUGGUACGGAUGCGGUUCCAGAGAAAGCUUCGACGCCAACAGCUCACACAUUUUUAUGCCAUAGUUGUGUGUGCGGUUCGGGAAGUUCCACUGAUAAUACUGGAUCCAAAACACAAGACACGAAGCCUAUACAUUUAUUGGAAUCACAAAACAGAGACUCCGAAUAUUCGGGAAGUGACAAAACUGAAGAAGGGACAGUCCAUGGUAGUUUCGAUGCUGAGAGAAAUGGCGUUAAAAGUCGGCGAGGUAAAGGAAAAAGGAGUUUGGAUGUAAACACGAAAAGUGGUCAAGGGUUAGCUGAUGUGGACAUUGUCCAGGUAAACACUCUGGAACUAGAACAAAAGGGCUCCCACCUGUGCCUGGGCUGCCAGAAGCCGGUCUUUGACCGCUACGUCCUGCACGUCAAGGACCACGGCUACUGGCACGCAGAGUGCCUCAAGUGCAGCAACUGUCAGGACAACCUCAGCACACACAAGAGCUGCUACGUCAAGAAUGAGCAGGUCUUUUGCAGGAACGAUUAUAACAUAUUGUUUGGCCUCUCAUGCGUGAAAUGUUCACUUCAGUUCAAGAAAGAACAGGACUGGAUGCGUGUGGCUGGUCAGCAUCGAUACCACAUUGCUUGCUUCCUUUGUAAGAUUUGCAAAAGACAACUUGGCAACAACGAGAAAUAUCACCUGGUCAAUGGGACGGAUAUCUACUGCACCAAUCACUACAGAGACAUGGUCAACGGCGAUAACUCAGACGGCCAGCAGCCGCCCAAGAAAGCCAAACGCAACAGGACGUCCUACACGGAGACCCAGAUCAAGUUCUUGCAGGAUAGAUUCCUGCGGGACAGCAACCCUGACGGUGGGGAGCUGGAGAAGAUCGCUAAACACAUCGGCCUCAAGAAGAGAGUCGUUCAGGUCUGGUUUCAAAACAAUCGAGCGCGCCUCAAGAAAUCUGCCAACAACACUAAGGGCGGUAAUCAGGAAAAUAAGAACCCCACCAACGGUAACGGAGUUGCAGGCCCUACUAGUUUACACGACCUUCAAUCGAUGGACUGGGACAACAGCCUUGACCCCAGCUCACUGGACGAGCAGCCGUACGCCACCCCGUCCCCCCAGCAGCAGGGCCGCCCCAACCACUUCGACUCCGGUUUUGGCAUGAGCACGCCCGUGGGAGGCCCGCUCAUGUGUCUACCCACAUGCCACAACUCCGCCGGUCCUUCGUCCCUGGGGGAGGGGGGUAGCCUGACCAACUGUGACACCCCACGGGAACAGAUGAGCCCACAGUUCUCCGACCUGGCGACCCCCUCAGCCCCACCCCACGAGACCCCAUCCGAGGACCUCACCCGCACCGGCAACCACGAGUGCCCCUCCACCAACGGCGUCUGCAGCUCAGAACUGGGCUCCGCGCCCCACCUCCCCGCCCUCAGGAGCUCUGUCCUGGGCGACAAGUACCCUGAGCCCAGCGGUCUGAAGAUCGAAUCCCUGGAGCACCAGCAGCUGCGGCGGAUGAUGACGUAUCACGAACAGCGGCAACAUCCACCGCUCCACCAUGUGGAUUCUCCGUACGGCCUGUACGGUGGAUACUACAACAUGUACAGUAACGGAUACGGAUCAAUGUAUCCACUUUCCGGCGAGCAUUGUUCCAGCCCGGAUUCGUUCCUGGGUCACCGAGACCCUCACCUCUCCCCGUACCACGGGAGCAGCCACGAGCAAUUGUUCACCGACAGCGCCCCCCGCCCCACGGCCAGAUCAAGCCCGCCCGCCUGCUUCACCCUCGCCCCCAACGGCCUGACCCAGCCCUCGCAGAACUGCCCUUCACCCCCGUGUCAUUUUUCUCAAGGUCAGGGCAGGGGUUCUGGAAUAACCAGCCCACACCUGUUCAGCCACGGUCAAGGUUACACCAGGGCAUCCUGUGCUAGUCCGUCUCUACCCGGUCGCUCCGGCCAGUUCGGUUUCCAGACCGGAAACGGAUUCCAGAGAAAUGGCGGGAAUUCGUUUUUCACAGACGGCGGUGAUUCCUCGUAACGUUGAUCAAACAAACAUAAAUAAUUUAAAGAGAGCUAAGCUAAUGGAACUAUUUCUCUACGUGAGUACUUAAAGACAAAUCAAAAGUUGGUUCAUGUUUUCGCAUUAACAGUUCUACUCGUAGACCCUAUAAAAAAGUGGGGGGUAGGUGGAUAUGAUUUGAUAAUAGAUCAACUACAAGUUUAUCCUGCAACAAAAGGGACCCGCCACAGACUUAAUAAAGGGAUGUAAUCGCAGGAACACGGAGAGUUCAAUUUUGACACAAUGGAAAGUUUUGAUUGGCCGAAGCAAGUUCUGCAGAGCAGGAUCUGAAAAACCAAAACAAUGAAUUCUGAUGUCUGUUUUUAUAAACUUUGGCAGACAUUUCAAUCAGACAUGUGAUGCCACAUCAGCUGAAUGGCAAUCCCACAUUGUAUUUUCUAACAUCAGCUGAAUAGCAAUCCCACACUGAAUAUUCCCACAACUGAAUAGCAAUCCCACACCGUAUUUUCCCACAACUGAAUGACAAUCCCACACCGUAUUUUUCUCCACAUAAAAUACUCUAACAAAAGAAACCUCUGGGAAGCUCUAAAGACUGCUUACAUUUGGUGUUCUGGUGAAAACCUACAUAUACUGUUUUAUUUAGUCUUGCUAUAGAAUCGUGAGUGAAUAUCUCUUGUGUAAGGAAGUUUCAUUUUUUUGUUUAUAAAUCUCAUUUUUAUAAAUUCCAUCCACUUUCUAAGUUUUAUAAAAAAAAUUGAACUUAAAAAAUUGAGGGUCGUCAUAAAGAAACAAACAAAAAAAAAAUUGAAAAGAAUAGACUACAUUGGAUUGCCAUACAAUUUUCUUAAAAAAUUAGUCCUCAAAACUUUUAAUAAAAAAAUCUAACAAUAGGGGUAACUGUACACCACACCAAAGAAACGUGCCACUAAACGUGACAGACCCGUAAAGUUUUGAAGAUCUUGAAUAUUCCCAGCAACACUAAAUUAGACCCAAAUAUACAUUAAACAUGGUCUCUGGUCAAAUCGUCCCCUCCCUCUCCUUUAUUCCGUCAGUAAAAUUUUGUCAGAUGCUUUAGUCUUUCCUUUUGUACAGCAAUUGUAAAAAUCAAUUUUAAUUAUCUUAAUUGUAAUUAGUAAUCAUUUACUCGUGAGUGUAUUAUCUUAAUUGUAAUUAGUAAUUAUUCUCUCGCGAGUGUGUGUGUGUGUGUGUGAAUGCUUUUUUAAAUUGUACAUUUUUCAAAAUCUUAUGUUUAUAUCUCAUAGACAAGUGAUACAUCUUUUUACUCAAUCUCAUUGUACAUAGAUCAUUUUACCGUAGUAGCUUUUAUAUCUACAUCCAUUUUACAUGUCCAUAUUGAUUCUAAAUGCUUUGGUCUGCAAAUUAAGCAAAUGUUGUUAAAAAUAGAAUGCUGUCAUAAAUCGCUUGUAAAUUUAUUCACGCACUAUGAGAAUUUCCUAACACACACCACGCAAUGUUACGUUUCGUGGAAGGGGAAAUUACCGAUUCUAAAAAUAGAUGAACGAGUUUCGUUUCUUAGAAAACUUGCAGGGCGUGUUGGUUGUGUAAAAAGUUGCGCAUCAGAGUGUGAAUAAAACAUGUCUCCACUACACACAAAUCAUCAAAUCAUCGUGUAACAGAUGCUAGCUUUGAGUGAUUUGAAACAAGCGAAGGUUAAAAAUUGUAUUUAGAAACAGUAAUUUAUUUACCGGUGUGAAAGUUUUGUGUAAAAUGUCAAAUAAUUUUAAUAUGUGUAUGAUCAUGAAAUGUCACACAUCAAUGGUAUGAAUGAUGUACGUAUAAAAUGCCAUUAAAGUUCUG
This is a messenger RNA of Physella acuta, 4674 nucleotides long. RefSeq lists its product as uncharacterized. Gene Ontology annotation, biological process: regulation of transcription by RNA polymerase II; neuron differentiation. The record is from RefSeq and is a predicted model, not a curated record. Gene Ontology annotation, cellular component: nucleus. Gene Ontology annotation, molecular function: RNA polymerase II transcription regulatory region sequence-specific DNA binding; DNA-binding transcription factor activity, RNA polymerase II-specific. Lineage: Eukaryota; Metazoa; Mollusca; Gastropoda; Physidae.